AUGGAGCUGCCCAUGAGUGACUACCAACAAGGUCUGAGCAUGAGUGAAGUAGCUAACGGACAAGGAGGGAAGGAGGAGAGGCCAAAGGGAAGCAGGAACAAGUUCUUGGGAGUGAGGCGGCGGCCGUCUGGCAGAUGGGUAGCAGAGAUAAAGGGCACAACUCAGAAGAUAAGGAUGUGGCUGGGCACCUUUGAGACCGCGGAAGAGGCGGCGCGCGCCUACGACGAGGCCGCCUGUCUGCUCCGUGGAUCGAGUGCCCGCACGAACUUCGCCACCAAGGUGUCUUCUGAUUCACCUUUGGCGAAGAGAAUCAGAAACCUUCUGAACAAGAGCAGCCAUUACAAGAAGACGCGUCAAGCGAAAGCUGAUGAAGCAUCUAUCUUCGACAAUGCUCUGAAGAAACAGCGACAAGUGGCGCCAUUUGCAGACCCUGAUAGGUGUCAGAAUCCCCAGUUUUCGUGGCAAUCUUCUACUUUCUUUCAUGAGAAUAUAGAGUGGGCAAAGACCCGGUUGGGCCUGGUUGAGAUGUAUGAAUCUGAGAGAAUGAAUUUAGAGAAGCAAAUUUCAGCGUCAGCUUAUGCUCUCAACGGCGUUCAUGAGUGCUUUGAAAUGUUGGCUCCAACUAAUCCCGCUGCCAUUCAAAUGCCUUCUCCUCCUUCUUCUUCUUCUUCUUCUUCUUCCUCUUCCCUAUUUCCAUCAACCUCUUCUAAUAAUUCAUCUUCCUCUUCUCUGUGUUCUUCACAAUCAUGUGAUUAUGGUCAUCUUCUUGAUCCUUGUACUUCCCCUUCCUUCAUCACUUCCAAUGUGGGCGGAGGUGGCAGCGGCUACCUGGAUGAUAUCUUCUUGGAUCUUUCUCAUCCUUAA
Messenger RNA from Nymphaea colorata (pocket water lily), 864 nucleotides. Its product is annotated as ethylene-responsive transcription factor ERN1-like. The transcript has a single exon. Gene Ontology annotation, biological process: regulation of DNA-templated transcription. Bases 1 to 864 code for a protein of 287 amino acids. Lineage: Eukaryota; Viridiplantae; Streptophyta; Magnoliopsida; Nymphaeales; Nymphaeaceae. The record is from RefSeq and is a predicted model, not a curated record. Gene Ontology annotation, molecular function: DNA-binding transcription factor activity; DNA binding.